AUGGGGCUUCACGAGCAGGAUGGAAAGCUGAUCUUCACCUACGACGCGGAAAAGGUCUGGGUUGAACCAUGGGGACCCAACUCAUUCCGAGUCCGAGCCACUAAAGCUCGCGAGAUGCCAACCGAGGACUGGGCCUUGCUGAAGCCCAAGAAGGUGGAAGUUGGCAUCACCAUCGACGACAAAGCCGGCACCAUCACCAAUGGCAACAUCAAGGCCUCCAUCACCCGCGGCGGGAAGCUGAUGAUGUGGAACUCCAAGGGCGACUUGCUCCUCGAGGAGUACUCCCGCCACCGACGCGACGUCCUGGACCCCAAGUGCAGCGCCCUCGACGUCGAGGCCCGCGAGUUUCUCGCCAUCGUCAACAGCAACGACUACCAUCUCACCGCGAGGUUCGAGAGCGUCGACGCCGAGGAGAAGAUCUUCGGCAUGGGGCAGUACCAGCAGCCGUUCCUGGAUCUGAAGGGCCACGACCUCGAGCUUGCGCACAGAAACUCCCAAGCCAGUGUGCCGUUCGCCGUCUCGUCACUGGGGUAUGGCCUCCUUUGGAACAAUCCCUCCGUCGGCAGGGCGAUUCUCGGUCGCAACAUUAUGAGCUUCGAGGCCAAGUCCACACGGGCCCUUGAUUACUGGAUCGUGGCCGGCGACACCCCGGCAGAGAUCGUCGAGGCCUACGCCGAUGCCACAGGCAAAGUCCCCAUGAUGCCCGAGUAUGGCCUCGGAUUCUGGCAGUGCAAGCUCCGAUACCAGACACAGGAAGAACUCCUGGAAGUUGCGCGCGAAUAUCGCAGACGCGAGCUGCCCAUCGACCUCAUCGUCAUCGAUUUCUUCCACUGGCCGCUACAAGGCGAGUGGAAGUUCGACCCGACCUACUGGCCCGACCCGGACGCCAUGAUCAAGGAGCUGCAAGAGCUCAAGAUCGAGCUGAUGGUCUCGAUCUGGCCAACAGUCGACCACAAGUCCGAGAACUGGGACGAGAUGGUCGAAAAGGGAUACCUUAUCCAGUCUGACCGAGGCAUCCGGAUCGCCAUGAACUUCCAGGGCGACACCACCCACUUUGACGCGACCAACCCUGGCGCGAGGGACUACGUCUGGAAGAAGGCGAAGAAGAACUACUACGACAAGGGCAUCCGCGUCUUCUGGCUCGACGAGGCCGAGCCCGAGUAUACGGUGUACGACUUCGACACCUACCGCUAUCACCUGGGGUCCAACGUCUCCAUCGGCAACAUCUACCCGGUCGAGUACGCGCGCGCUUUCUACGAGGGCAUGGAGGCGGAGGGACAGGAGAACAUUGUCAACCUUAUCCGGUGCGCGUGGGCCGGGAGCCAAAAGUACGGCGCCCUGGUCUGGAGUGGAGAUAUCGCCUCGUCCUGGGGCAGUCUGCGGAACCAGGUCGCCGCCGGUCUUCACAUGGGCCUCUGCGGUCUCCCGUGGUGGACCACGGACAUCGGAGGCUUUCACGGCGGUGACCCCAGAGACGACAAGUUCCGCGAGCUGUUUGUGCGAUGGUUCCAAUGGGGUGCGUUCUGCCCCGUCUUCCGUCUCCACGGGUGCCGUGAGCCGGAGCAGCCGCAGCACGGCACCACAGGAGGCGCGACUUGCCACAGCGGCGCGCCGAACGAGGUCUGGUCGUACGGCCCCGAGGUCUACGAGAUCUGCAAGAAGUACAUGUUCCUCCGCGAAGAGCUCCGCGAGUACACGCGGUCCCUGAUGAAGGAGGCCCACGAGAAGGGCACGCCUGUGAUGAGGACGCUCUUCUACGAGUUCCCGGGCGACAAGGAGACGUGGAACAUUGGCCAGCAGUACAUGUUUGGCGACAAGUUCUUGGUCUGCCCCGUGUUGGAGCCCGGAAAAAGGACUGCCAGGGUUUAUCUUCCUACUCUUGAGACGGGCGGGAAGUGGAAACCGCUGCUGGAGGGUACAUCAGAGACCUAUGAGGGUAGUAGGUGGGUUGAGAUUGAGGCACCGUUGGAUUGGAUGCCGGUCUUCAAGAGAGAGUAA
Messenger RNA from Colletotrichum higginsianum IMI 349063, 1998 nucleotides. RefSeq names its product Glycosyl hydrolase family 31. The coding region runs from base 1 to 1998 and encodes 665 amino acids. Gene Ontology annotation, molecular function: hydrolase activity, hydrolyzing O-glycosyl compounds; carbohydrate binding. The record is from RefSeq and is a predicted model, not a curated record. Gene Ontology annotation, biological process: carbohydrate metabolic process. NCBI's taxonomy places the organism in Eukaryota, Fungi, Ascomycota, Sordariomycetes, Glomerellales, Glomerellaceae. The transcript has a single exon.